Trichogramma pretiosum is the source of this 2751-nucleotide messenger RNA. It is a transcript of the gene Mitofilin, whose product is annotated as MICOS complex subunit Mic60. Lineage: Eukaryota; Metazoa; Arthropoda; Insecta; Hymenoptera; Trichogrammatidae. The coding region runs from base 88 to 2337 and encodes 749 amino acids. The record is from RefSeq and is a predicted model, not a curated record. Gene Ontology annotation, biological process: cristae formation. Gene Ontology annotation, cellular component: MICOS complex. The transcript is spliced from 14 exons.
GGCCCGUGGAGCAUGCUUAGCGAGUGACACGAGAAAAUACACAGCAUUACUAUACCGGCCCCAUUAACAUUGGUAUCGUUUUCAAAAAUGUUCCGAAUUGGAUUAAAAUUACCCGUUAAUGGCCUCAACCUCAAUCGGAUUCAAAAACAAGGCUGUCAAAGACUGUAUAUUACAAGCAGGUCAUUUGAGACAAAAUCUAGAACCCACGAUGAAAAUAGAUUAUUCAAAAAUGAUACACUUUCAACAAGGUUAUCUGCUCAUAAGUAUUCAUCAGAUUCAAGAAGUGGGAAAUCUGGAGGCAGUACAGGCACCUUAGUCACACUUGGAGCAAUAACUCUAGGAGCUGUUGGUAUUUUAACUUAUGCCAAAAAUGAUAAAGAAUUCAGAGCAACAUUGGAAAAUUGGUUACCAGGAACCGACAGAACCAUCCAAAUUAUUUUCCAAGAAGAAGAAAGUUAUUUAGAUCAUCUUCUAAACUUUUUUACAUCACUAAAAAACAAAAUUUUAGAUAUGCUCUUUGGCAAGGAUCCUAACAUACCAGACAAGGUGGCUACAACUGUAGAUCGCAAGAAUUUAGAAGAAUUUAAACCGCCACGAUCUGCUUUUGAACCAUCUGCUUUGCAACUUACACCGCCACCUCCAAAAAAACCUACACCAGAACUUAGAGUUAGUAAAGACGAAGGAGAAAAAAUUGAAACUGUGGUGGAAAAAUCAGUUAGUGUUCCUGUGGCACAGCCAAUAGAAAGCAAAACAGCAGAUCUACAUGAACUGGAAAGAUUUGCUGGAGAACUUGCAAAAGAUGCCAUUUCAGGCUUUCAACAGGCAGCAGUUGCUGUUCAAGAUUACAACAAAGAUGUCCUGAGUGUUGUAGAAAAUUCUGAUUCUAAAGUAGGAAAUCAGAUUUGGGACAAAUUGAAAGUCGCGUCAGAAAAAAGAAAGAAAGCUUUGAGUGAAGCUGAAAAAAAAGCUGAUGAAGCAGUUACAACUUUAAAGAGAUUGGAAAAAGCAGUUGAUGAUCCCAAACUUGAAGCCACUCAGGGUCAAAAAACAAUUACAAAAAAGAACAUCAGGGAUAUUUUGGCCAAUGUCGACAAAGCUAAAGAUAAAUUUGACCAAGAAGCCGCAAAUUCUAACAUAACUGAAAGAUACUGGAAAAAUGUCAAAGCUGCACGAGAGCAAUUCAAUGAUGAGCUACAAAUUCUCUUCCCUAACAUGAACAUUAAUGACAAGAAAUUUGCUGUUACUGAAGAGGCAUUCGAUUUGUUUGUUUUACACAUGUACCAUAAAGUAGCAUUCUUACAGAAAGAAUUAGAAAAACUACAGACUGUUGCCGAUGCAAAAAUACAAACUGCUUUGAAAACGGAAGGUGAUCAAGAUAAAAUUCAACAAGCAAUCGACAACAAAGUUUCGAAAGAAAAGCGAAAUCUACAAAAGGAGUUUGACAAAAAGUUGUUGGCCGAGCGCAAGGUGCUGGACGACGAGCUGAGGCGCCAGCUGAUGCUGCAGGCCCAGGUGCACGCGGACCACAUGCGCGAGGCACUGGGCGCCAAGGACCGCGAGAUGGACCGCAAGAUCGAGCGGGCGCUGAGCGAGCAGAAGGAGCAGGACUCGAGCAAGAGCAAGAAUCAGCUGGCUGCGGUCAUCGGCAGGCUGCGCGGACUCGACGAGGCCAUCAAAAGUCGAAUGGAGGCCGAGAAGGAUGCAAACGAGGCUCAGCUUAUGUGGGGCGCGUGCCAGUCCCUGGCCAGAGCCGUGAAGGCGGCGCCGCCCGGCACCAAACCUCAGGAGUCCCUGAGACCACUCGACGCGGAGAUUCGAUCCAUUGUCAAGGCAGCUCCUGAAAAAGACGCCUUCGUGCAAGCUACGAUCAAGGGAAUCCCCGAGGAGGCCGUAAAGCGCGGAGUCUAUCCCGAAGACGCGCUCAGGGAGAGGUUCAUAAAGGUGGAGCAAAUGGCCCGUAAGCUGGCCCUGGUGCCGGAGGAGGGCGCCUCGCUGCCCAUCUACCUGCUCAGCUAUCUGCAGAGCUUCCUGCUGGUCAAGGCGGUCAGUCCCAUUCCCAAGCACGAGCUGGACGAUCAGCCGAUCGACGCCGAGUCCCUCAACACCUACGAGGUGCUGCAGCGAGCCAGGUACUGGCUUGACCGCGGCGACUUCAAAAUGACGUUACGCUACAUGAAUCUUCUCAAAGGAGCGCCUCGCAGCGUCGCCCGAGAUUGGAUGAACGAGGCGCGAAUAUUGCUCGAGACGCAGCAGGCCAUCGAGUCGCUCGUCGCCUACGCCGGUGCCAACAGUCUCGUGUUCAUGGGCGGCGGCGAGAACAGCGACAAGAAGAAAUAAAUGCCCGAGAAAAUAAAGAGAGAAGCAUGAAAAAAAAAAGUGCAAAAAACACGCAAACACACCAAUGGAACAUUUGUACAUUCAAAGAGAAAAAAAAAAAAGACAAAAAAUUUGUUACACAAUGAUCGGAUAUUUAUUUUUUUUUUAAUCGAAACAACUGCUGCUGAUUAUUAUGAUAAAAAUGUCACUCUUUCGCGAAUAAAUAUGCGAUCGUUUUGUCGUGCAUCGAUGAGCAACAUUCUCGAAUCUAUUUAUUAUUAAAAAAAAAUUUACCGACGACGGUUGAAAAUUGUUUUGUAGGUGCGCGUAGAGCGCGCUUCGAAUUGUCAUCUAGUUUACUUAGAAUUAAGUAAAUGUUGUAUCGAAUGUAAUUAACAGAAUUUUUAGUAGAUAUAUUUACAUUGUCCAACAAGA